CCGUUGGCGGCUGCUAGCAAAGUAGAGAUUGUAAUUUUGUUGACCAAUCCAUUGCAGUACCAAAGAGAAUAUACUUGCGUGAGCGCAAGCGGGCGCUCGCGUUGCGGAACGCAGGGUUGGGGUAGCAGUUCUCGCCACAAUGAGUAACAGCCAUGAAAUCUUAGAGACAAAGAAGUCUUCUGACGAAUCGGAUGUUCUGUCCAUUACAGGAGCUUUCAGGAGUAUGUUGAAAUCGCUGUCUUCAUCAGGAGAUGAACAGCAGACUUUGCAUGCAGACUAUGAUGAGUCUGAAGAAUAUAAGUUUGAUCACAAACGCAGAGGGCUUGCCCUAGUCAUCAUCAAUGAAAAGUUCCGUGGACAUGCACCCCGAGAAGGCAGUCAGAUUGAUGCUAGCAGAUUAUCUGAUACAUUUAGCUUAUUGGGUUUUGAGGUGCGACUGGUCAAAGACUGCACCUUGGAAGAGUUAAGAUGCAUUUUAAAAGGAAUUGCUGAAGAGGAUCACACUGAUGCAGACUGCUUUGUGCUAGCUAUAUCAAGUCAUGGAGAUGAAAUCAUUCAGAAGCUUCCAAAAGAUAAGAAACAGGUUCGCCAAGACGUUGUGUUUUGCACAGAUUUCUUCAUGCAAACACGAGAUCUUGUGUUUGCAUUCUCAGAUAGCCAGUGUCCGACACUGACUGGAAAACCCCGUCUGUUCUUUAUACAGGCAUGCAGAGGAUCACAGCUAGACCCUGGUCAAGAUAUGGAGGUAUUUCAAUCCACUCUUGAUGAAGUUGAUGGUUUCCCGGAUGCCAAGGUCAUAGUGUCCCCAGCUCCUCUUUUCAAGGACUGUCUGAUCAUGUAUGCAACACCUCCAGGGUAUUUUGCAUUUCGUCGACCCAAGGAUGGUUCAUGGUUUAUCCAAGCCCUUUGCUCAGUCUUGGAAAAUUGUGAUGGGACCAAAACCAUCUUACAACUCUUGACGCGUGUGACACAAAAGGUGACCCAGGAAUUCAUGUCACGCACUCCCCUGAACUAUGAGACAGACUGCAAGAAACAGACACCAUGCCUUUAUUCCAUGCUGACCAAGGACUUAUUACUGAAAGCAGCUCAUCAAUCAGGACAGAUUUUAGUCUGGUCCUAGUUAAGGAAAUGAUCCUUGCUUUAGAACAGAACCCAAUUUUGAUUGCCUUUUUAGUAUAUUUUAGCCAUGCUUUUGUUCUGUGUUAUGAACAAAAACAUUUACUUAUUUAUAGUUGAGAGGAUAUUACAGAUAAUGUUAUAAAUCAACUGUGAAUGCAGUGGUUUUAUUGUAGUGUCUGUUGUGACUUUUUUAGAUGUAUUUACUGUGAUGGUCAGUAAAAUUCACAAGGGUAUAUAUGAUGGUGAAAUGUUGUAUGCUGUCUGCUUUUUAACUCAAAUCUAUGUAGGAGUUAAAAGAGAUGAGACUACGACAAUUUUCUAGAGUGAUCGAAGAAGAAGAAGAAGAAGAAGACAAUUUUCCAUAGUUUACAACUCAUAAAUAUCUUUAGGAAGAUUGAUUUGUUUAUCACUCCUUAGAAAUAGUGCAUUUGGAUUGUGGGGUGUAUAUGGUAGAUGACUAGCAGAAUCCUGGGCAGUGGUUCCUAUGUAUAGCAUGUCCAUGUGCACCAGCCUACUGCCAAAAUCUUCCCACCACUGGCUCUUCAUGCCACACCCUGGUAAUCUGUUUCAGCUGACAGACAUUAUCUGGGUGGGAGUCUUCCUAGAUUGAAGUCAAUUGCUAACAUUGUUUUUCAAUAUGAAUUCAAUGGUGACUGUGGGCGAGCCACGUCUUAGUUGUGAAUUACAGCAGUCAGCCAUCCCAGUGAAGGUGGAGUGAUGCCACUCAUGGAAAUUAAACAUCUUCCCAACAACUUGUAAGGAAGCCAUCAUAGUCACCGUUUUGAAGAAAGACAAAGACCCAAGAGGAAAAACCAACUUCUGGUCCAUCAGCCUACUCAUUUGCCUCGCAAAACCUCCAUUUCAUGAAUAAUAAACAUUUGGUGUGGUGUUGUGUUGCCACAGAAUAUCAGCAGUUAUUGCGCACAUUGCAUUUAUUGUUAUUUAUAUCAACCAUAAUUCGUCCUUGAGCAUUUUGUUAUUUUGCUCAUUAUCACAGUUCUUAAUGUUCAUCAUGUUUGCAUGACUUUUAUGGUUGCAAACUGCCUUUUUAAAACUGCCAGUAUUUGAGUAUUGUGGAAACCAAACUUUUGAUUUUCGAAAAAUGAAUUUAUAACAUGUUAGUGACAGAUCUGAAUAUAGGAAGAAAUUCUGGGGAUAUUGAAGAUGGCCAUUUACUUGAAAAUGUCAUAUGAAAGAGAGAAAGCACACAUAGCGGAUUGCCCUACUUAGCAGUGAUCUUGUUGAACUUGCUUGAGAAACAGAUAUAGUAGCACAGUUUGAAAAAGCAAAGGAGAGGAAGGAGAAAACGAGAAGACAGCCAGCUACUGGAGCUAUUUACAAAAAAAGGUGAUUCUCAAGAGCAGUUUUGGAAAGCUUUGAAGGGAGCUAUUGUGUGAAGGAAGAUGUUCAAGGACGAAUUAAUGUUUUGAAAUGUAAACAUUUGGAUUUUGUUCCUUGAUAGGAAUGUUUAAUGUGUUCAGUUUAAGGAAAAUGUAUUUGUUUUUUGUUUUUGUUUUUUGUGUGUGUUAUUUUGAUCUGGUCUACAACUUUACAUUAUUUAUAAAUACCAAGCACUUUAUACACUCUAUUUUACAAAACAAUGUCAGUAAAUAUCAUGUAAUUAACUUAAGGAAAUUUUGGCUAGGCAAUGUUGCUGAUCAUGCAAAGAUAAUUUACCUUUGAAUUUUGUGUUAAACAGUUAUUAUUUUCAUGUAAUGUUCCAGUGCAGGUAAUUCGAACUCACAGACAUGUGUUGAUGUGUACUUUAACUCUUUUGAUAUGUAUGCACAUGACAUUUUAUACAGACCAUGCUUUUUGAUUUAAUUUUGAAUAUGAAGUUUUGAAUUGUUUGCUUGUUCUUUGUAUAAUGCGUUCUUGGGUUGAUUGUUCCUACAGUGACUGGUUAUGGGUGCUUUACCAUCCUUAUGUUAGGCGUUUAUUGUAAUAAAGAGAGAAAGUUGU
Pomacea canaliculata is the source of this 3081-nucleotide messenger RNA. Its product is annotated as caspase-3-like. Bases 140 to 1120 code for a protein of 326 amino acids. The record is from RefSeq and is a predicted model, not a curated record. Gene Ontology annotation, molecular function: cysteine-type endopeptidase activity. Gene Ontology annotation, biological process: proteolysis. NCBI's taxonomy places the organism in Eukaryota, Metazoa, Mollusca, Gastropoda, Architaenioglossa, Ampullariidae. The transcript is spliced from 8 exons.